Molecule: messenger RNA, 533 nt
Organism: Brassica oleracea var. oleracea
Lineage: Eukaryota; Viridiplantae; Streptophyta; Magnoliopsida; Brassicales; Brassicaceae
Product: MATE efflux family protein 7-like
Exons: 3
Coding region: 7-417 (136 amino acids)
Biological process (GO): transmembrane transport
Cellular component (GO): membrane
Molecular function (GO): antiporter activity; xenobiotic transmembrane transporter activity
Source: RefSeq, a predicted model, not a curated record
UCACUAAUGGUGAGUGCAAUAGUCUUUGCUGCAAGAAACGAAUAUGGCUACCUAUUCAGCUCUGAAACCGAAGUUGUGGAUUAUGUAAGAACAAUGGCACCUCUGGUUUCUUUAUCAGUCAUAUUUGAUGCUCUUCACGCAGUUCUUUCAGGUGUGGCUAGAGGAUCAGGGAGGCAAGAUAUUGGUGCAUAUGUAAACCUAGCUGCAUACUACCUCUUUGGAAUACCAACUGCUGUCGUAUUAGGAUUUAGGUUUAACAUGAGAGGAAGAGGACUCUGGAUUGGUAUUACAGUUGGGUCUUGUGUACAAGCUGUUCUUCUCAGUCUUAUUGUCAUUUUCACCAACUGGAAACAACAGGCAAGGAAGGCACGAGAAAGAGUGAUGGGUGAUGAGUUUGAAGACGACGAACAUGACUGAUCAUCAGUUAAAAUCAAAAGAGUUAUUCGAUCAUUUUGUCAUUUAAUGUUGUGUUUUAUUUCAGAAUAUAGUAAUGUGAAGGAUUAGAAAGUGCACACAUAUGCACGUUCACAUGA